AUGAGACCCAAGGUGCGACAGCAAAGUUCCUUGGUUCCCAUGGCUUUUUUUGUUACUGUCUCCGCUGGAGCUAGUGCCAGAGGACGGGUCCCAUCGCGACCUAUUCGUCUACAAAUAAUAACCAUCUAUCCUGGAGAAGCUCUCCACCUCGAAGGAACAAUCACUUCUCGUCUCCGAGGUCGUCGUAUCACCCACGCUUACUUCCUUAUGGCUCCAGCCAGCUUCGUCGAGUAUAUCUUCCGUCUCCUUUGCUUCCCGUCCGUGCCAUCUGUCAAGACUGUUGGCGAUGCCUGCGGGAACGAAUCAAAGGCACUCGAAGCCCCCAUGCUGUAUCGACAGCAACCACUACUCUGGACAAGUCCUUGUUUUGAAGCAAUAUAA
Messenger RNA from Marasmius oreades (fairy-ring Marasmius), 381 nucleotides. RefSeq lists its product as uncharacterized. The coding region runs from base 1 to 381 and encodes 126 amino acids. NCBI's taxonomy places the organism in Eukaryota, Fungi, Basidiomycota, Agaricomycetes, Agaricales, Marasmiaceae. The transcript has 2 exons. The record is from RefSeq and is a predicted model, not a curated record.